Clarias gariepinus (North African catfish) is the source of this 2425-nucleotide messenger RNA. It is a transcript of the gene dtl, whose product is annotated as denticleless E3 ubiquitin protein ligase homolog (Drosophila). Bases 92 to 1984 code for a protein of 630 amino acids. The transcript has 15 exons. The record is from RefSeq and is a predicted model, not a curated record. Gene Ontology annotation, biological process: proteasome-mediated ubiquitin-dependent protein catabolic process; mitotic G2 DNA damage checkpoint signaling. Gene Ontology annotation, cellular component: nucleus. NCBI's taxonomy places the organism in Eukaryota, Metazoa, Chordata, Actinopteri, Siluriformes, Clariidae. Gene Ontology annotation, molecular function: protein binding; protein-macromolecule adaptor activity.
CUUCAGAGCAGGCGGGAUCCUUCUUCAGUACAUGUUUAUAGCGUUUCGAUAGGAUUUUAUUUUUGGUUUAAAACAAAUUGUGGUGUUUAGGAUGUUGUUUCGUUAUGUUGUCGAUCGAGGAGUGGGUAAAAGAAGAAGCAACGAUAAGCAUGUGGAUUACCCGUUGUCCUCCCUGUUGGAGUGUUUCCAGUGCACCCGGCAUGAUGAACACGUGUCGUACGGAGACUCGGGUGUCGCAGUUCCUCCGUUCGGAUGCACGUUCUCCACAGCUCCUGGACAAGGCAGCACCCUGGCUGUAGCGAAUGAGGAAGGGAUUGUGAGUCUUUACAACACUGAGACACGCAGCACUGUACUGAAACAAUGGCUGGCGCACGAUAACGCUGUGUUUGAUAUCGCCUGGGUCCCAGGAGCGAACAGCCUGGUGACGGCGUCGGGGGAUCAGACGGCCCGGCUGUGGGACGUGAUCUCCGGGGAGCUCCUGGGAAACUUUAAAGGGCAUCAGUGCAGCCUGAAGAGUGUGGCCUUUCCCAAGCGAGAGAAAGCUGUUUUCUGCACUGGAGGUAGGGACGGGAACAUCAUGCUGUGGGACAUGAGGUGUAGUAAGAAAGACGGCUUCUACAGGCAGGUGAAACAGAUCAGUGGAGCUCACAUGAAGGUGGAAAGAAAUACACCGCAAACGAAGAAAAAACGAGCGACGUCCAAAGGCAUGGCUCCUUCUGUGGACUCUCAGAGAGGUGUGACGGCUGUUAUUUUCCGCGACGAGAACACGCUCAUCUCGUCAGGAGCUGUAGACGGGAUGAUUAAGAUGUGGGAUCUGAGGAAAAGUUACACGGCGUACCAGCAGAACCUCAAUCCACUCCAGAGCUAUCAGUACCCAGGAUCGUCCACACGCAAACUAGGUUAUUCAGGCCUGACGUUAGACUCGACGAGCUCCAGGCUGUUCUGCAAUUGCACAGAUGACAACAUUUACAUGUUCGAUGUCAGUGGAUUAAAAACGACACCAGUGUCCGUGUUCAGUGGACACCGUAACUCCUCGUUCUACGUGAAGUCCAGCGUGAGUCCAGACGAUCAGUUCCUGGCCAGUGGGUCAAGUGAUGGCCAUGCUUAUAUCUGGAAGAUCUGUGACCCGGCUCGAGCUCCCGUGAUGCUUCAAGGUCACAGUCAGGAAGUGACGUCAGUCACCUGGAGCCCAUUUGAUUUUACGAAGAUCGCGACCUGCUCCGAUGACGACACGGUACGGAUCUGGAGGCUCAGCCGCAGCGAAGACGGAGAAUCAAAAGCAGGAGAUUUAAACCUCGUAGGCCGGGCACGCCGCAAAAUCCAGACGCCGCCCCGACCCUCGGGCUCCUCCCCUCAUUCUGAUCUAACCCCUGUACGGAGCGGCAGGUCAGGCAGCAUCGACUCUCUGUUGUCCCCUCGGCCUGGCUCGUGCGCCCCCAGCGGUGCAGACUUUCCUUCUCCAUCUGUCACCUCCUCACCUGCUGAUACACCCUGUCCAUCCCAGACCAAAUCUCCCCUUACCAUCCCCGUCAUUAACACGCUGACCUCCGAGAGGCGAGCCAAACGCCGCCUGGACACGAGCGAGACGACUACGGCGGUGGCGGGGGAAGACGAGAGCGACGGGGUGUCUGAGCUCUAUCCGGACUGUAAGAGGAGUCGGGAGUCUGCGAGCACUUUCAGCACAUCAGCAGAGAAGGAAGAGAGGGUGGGUUCAUCUGCGCAGGCCGAUAAGGAGAACAGCUCGCCAGUGAAGGCCGACUGGCUUUCUGCAAUGAGCCGGAAAUUUAAACAAUCUCAGAGCGGAGCCGGGUUACCUAAAAGCCCUAACGGAGUGAAAAGACAAGACUCGAGGACACCGUCCUUCUCUGCGCUGAGCUCUCCCCAGUCUCUGAAGAAGGCCUCCUCUCCACAGACAAAGCGCACGUCCUCUCCAGCCUCUACCAAAAAGAUUUCUGCAUAUUUUCAGAAACCACCACAAGACUGAUCCUCGUGCAUGUUUCGCUUCCUUGGGGAACAAUCUGACCAGGACUCUAUUUUUUUUUACUUCCAUGAACAUUGGAAGCAGAAAAGUCAAAGUUACACUAAGUAUUUUUUAAAGAAAUAUCCAGCACAGUGUUGUACUGUGAGUUUUACCCUCCGUCUUUGUCUUUUAUCAAGGCAAAAUAUAAAGGGAAUGGUUUUAUGCAAAUAGACAAAUUAUAUUUGAGAAUUAUAUGUAAAUGUACAGUCAUGCAUCUAACUUUGCCAUUUCUAAACUGAGUGUUUAAAGCGUGUAAAGUGUGUUAUCACCUGUAUUCAGAGCGCAUGCUUUUUGUAUUAUGGGGUUUUUAUUUGUUGUGUCUUUCUCUUCUUCUUUUAACUAUUGGAUACUGUGUUGGUUUGAAGUGGUGAUUAAAUGCAGGCACUCUGGUUGGUAAAGUCUCAA